UUGACGGAUUCAUUGAAACAUAAGAUUCAAAUGUUUUUAAUAUUAAUAGUAAUAAUGAUUACAAUUAUAUUGAAGUCAUGUAUUCAUAAUCACCACAAAUAGGUCCCAACUGUUGACACACAGGAUAUCAUCGAUCCAUUCAAAUGAUGACAAUAUUAAGAGCAGAGACGUUGAAGACAUACAAUAAAUACGAUGAAAACAAAUUGAAGCUAAAGAUAGUCCACUUCUGUCCGCUCGACGGCAAAGAGUCGGAUCCGAAGUGCAAACGCAUUAUAAUCACAACUGACUGCUCAUCUCAACAGUCAAUCCCAACAAAUGACAAACAUUUGGUGAUUGUCUUCUAUAGCGGACUCGCGAAGACACCAUUCAAGAAGUCUGCCCUCAAAUUUGGUCAGAUAUUUACUGUUCAACGCUUUGAGACAACGAUUAUGCCAAAAGAUAAAGUGUUUAAAUCAAACGGACAAAUAUUGAACACCUUUUACGACGCGUUAGUUUUGGUGAAACCAGAAUUUGAUCCCAUUAUCAAAAUGCUGGUUAGUCUUCGUGAAGAGCCAUUUACAGCGGUCGGUGACAGCGAUUCGUUUCCCGAAGACAAUCAAAUGGUAUCCGUUGGAAGCGCACGAAGAAAACGCCGUUCUGUUAGUAGUGACAGUACAGGUAUAUCCCUAUCAGUAACCGAUGAACAAAAAAUAGUCAACACUUCGGUUAAAAAGAAAUUGAGAUUUGAAGAAAUGAAUGAAGAACUGGAUAUUCAUUUGUCAUCUGAUGAUGAUUUCAAUGAAACACCUUCGCGACAGACUCGCAAUAUUUCAUCACAAAAUCGCAUAAAUACUACAAAAAAGAGACAAUCAAACGAAAAUCAAAUGGUUUUAUUAAGAGCUCAAAAUCAGAGCAAUAAUUCACAGUUACCGCGAACACCGAGUCGGUCGCAGACAUCAAAUACCAGUAGUAGAAGUCCCACAACCAGUACUUCUACUUAUGAAUACAAAACACUGAAAGAAAUUCAUAGUCUGAUACCUGUCAGUGGAAAGACUUAUUGUCAUACGUAUGGUAUCAUCCAAUCGAGAGAUUAUAAACGCAAUACAAUUCAAUUAAGAGAUGAAAAAGUUUUUAGUAUAACAAUAUCGUUAAGACCGGGAAAAAGUGAUUAUCGUCACUAUCCGGCCUCAAGAACAGGAGAUAUUAUUCGUAUUCAUCGCUUAUUAUUACCACCGAAUUCAAUGGAGUUUAUCUGUUCAGAUCCUAAGGAUGUUGUCAUCUGUGAAGGCUUUCAAGAUUCAGAAGCAUUUUCACCAAUUUAUACGAGUAUUAAUCCAACAUUUGAUGAUUUCGACCGAAAAAGAAAGAGAGAAUUGGAAGAAUGGUUUAGCGAUGAAUUACUUAAUGAUAGUUUGAGCCAAAAGAAAGCUAAUGAUAAUUAUAGUAUUUAUACUGAUAUCUGUCUUCAAGUGAUCAGAUUAACCACACUUCGGGAGAGAACUUAUUUGGCCGCUUGGGAUACGACGAGACCCGCACAGCAAACAUACAAAAGACAUGUAUCGACUGAACAGAUGAGUCUAACGACCAGUGAAGAGGAAUUGGUCCGAAUCAUCAAUGAAGACAAUAUGUCUAUUGUUGUGACUGCUUUUGAGGAGCACUCAAAUGCCUGUCAAAUAUUGAAACCUUUUGAUUUUGUUGUUCUGUUUAAUGUUUGUAUUAAAGCCGAUAAAUAUAACAAAGAUUCCUUCACUUAUACGAUGAGCUCAGGUUAUACACACGGAAGAUGUCUUCGUGUGGUAAAACGUGAUUCAGUUUUAGGUCAAAAAUUUUACAAUCGUAUUGAAGAAUAUAAGGUGAUGUCUGCCGUCAAUGUUGCCGUUCCUUCUAUUGAGGAAUCAUUUCCAUCUCAAUCACUUCCAAGUGAAAGUCAAGAUAUUAAUAUGAUGUCAACAUUUAUGACAACAAAUGAGUCAAUGUUUUCUGAAAUGCCUGACUUUGACGUCAAUUUAGAUGAAAUUGUAGAUGUCUUAGAAAACGAAGAAUCAUAUUUGCCAGUGACUCGUAUUGUGGAUAUUCCGACGCAAAGUGUGACCAUCGAAGAAAUGAUAACCAAUACAGAAGAUAAACGACUUUAUAAAGUGAAGGCCCGUGUGAUUAAUCAUUUGACUCCUAAUGACAAAAAUGAUAUCAUCUGUUUGUUGUGUACUAAUCAAGAGUGUCAUCAGUUAAAAACUUUAAGACAAGCCAUAAGUGAUGAUCCACUCAUUGAAUCAAUUAUUCAAUCAGCAAAAGACAGAAAACUAUUAUUAAAUUGUUUUAAAUGUAAACAGAGUUCUUGUGUUUUGGUAUUUAAAAUGAUAUUAAUAUUAGAAGACAACAAACGCGACAAAUUGAUUGUCCAACUGUUUGGACACAACGCCGAACUAUUUUUCAGAGCCACACCCGAAGAGAUUCUUAGAAUUGAUAUUAAGUGGCAUUUUGUGGAAAAACUUUUGAAUUAUAUUUGUGCCAAAAUUGCAUCAAUUGAUUUCAAGCAUUCAAAUAAUGUAUUAAACUAUUGGGUUCUUCAGCCAUCAAAAGUAGAUAAUAGAGACGAAUACAUAUAUCAAGUGAGGACAGCGGUGGCCAUUGAAACACAAGACAAAUGUGUUGGACUUAAUUUAUUAAAUAAAUAAUUUUCAUUUUAUAAUAAUAAUCCAAUUUAUAUAA
Oppia nitens is the source of this 2688-nucleotide messenger RNA. RefSeq lists its product as uncharacterized. Gene Ontology annotation, molecular function: single-stranded telomeric DNA binding. The transcript is spliced from 3 exons. The record is from RefSeq and is a predicted model, not a curated record. Bases 144 to 2654 code for a protein of 836 amino acids. NCBI's taxonomy places the organism in Eukaryota, Metazoa, Arthropoda, Arachnida, Sarcoptiformes, Oppiidae.